UAAGUGCCUGAAAGAAAAGUCCAACGACGCUUAUUAUUAUAGCUCUGCUCACCCUCACCAUUUGGGGCACGCUUCCAACCUUACUCCAUAGAAUCCUCUAGACCUUCUCAUACCUCAUCAUCUCAAAUUCUCACACGUAUAAAGCCGGAACCGAUCUCAACAAUUUCUAGAGAUCUGAUAUCGGAGGGGAUCUCGCAAAUCGAGAAUCGACGAUGGCGGAAUUGCAGAGGUCAGAGAGCACUUUCAGGAGGCAAGGAUCUUCCGGUUUGAUUUGGGACGACAAAUUUCUACAGAGGGCUUUGAAUCAAGUCGAGGCCGAGAAGCAAGCUGAAGCUGCCGCCGCUGCCGGCGGCGGCGGCUCCGACGGUCCUGCAGCUGACGGCGGAGCUCCAGGAGGGAGGGGGUAUCGGACGGUCAAGGUUGCGCCGCCGAUGAUGGACCCGCCGUCGCCGAAGGUGUCCGGGUGUUGUGGAGUAUUCGGAAAGCCGGCGGCGUCGAAGCGGCCCAGAUCGAACCAGCGGAGAUCGAAGUAGGUGGUGUUUGCUCCAUUUAAAUUAGUUUAAAAAAAAAAAUUAAUUAAACACUGCUUGAAUUUCAUUUCUUUUUUUUUCUUUUUCUUUUGUGAGUGAUUGUAAUGUUAAUGUUAAUGAUAAAAUGUAUAAUUAAAAUACUUGGGUGUUGUGGUGGUGGUGAGCUAUGAUAGUAUAUCAAUUCUAGAAUUUCAUUGUCAUUUCUCGA
This is a messenger RNA of Rosa chinensis, 738 nucleotides long. RefSeq names its product MAPK kinase substrate protein At1g80180. The coding region runs from base 213 to 533 and encodes 106 amino acids. The transcript has a single exon. NCBI's taxonomy places the organism in Eukaryota, Viridiplantae, Streptophyta, Magnoliopsida, Rosales, Rosaceae. The record is from RefSeq and is a predicted model, not a curated record.